AUUUAGCAUUCAAAUUAUUCUGCCAGACGUAAUGAUUAUUUAUUCUCAUUGUUUUGAAUUAGCCAUACAUUAUCUCAUAGCUUUGAGAUUUUGAUGAUGCGAUUGUAUAUUUUUAGUAUGACAUUGUCGAGUAGAUGUAAGAGACCAAAUCUGGCCAAAUUGAGCAUAAAACAGGUAGAAUAUUUGGAUUGGAUAUGGCCAGUUUAAAUGCUAAAGAAAGUUUGUAUCACAGAAUCAGAGUGGUCUCAGGUGUGUUGGCAUCACAGGGGUUCAUAUUUAUAUUUAGACUAAGCUUUGUUUGGUUUGAUUGAUUUCUGAUUGUUAUCAGUUGUCUAAUUUCUGGAUAGUCAGAAUGGAUUCAAAGGAGGAAUUUUUAUUUUGUAACAAAGAAAAGCAAUGUCAUCUUAUCCACUCAGCCACUAAUGGAUGCAUAUCACAGACACUAUGACUUUUCUGUACUUAAAUACGGGUCAGAUGGAAUUUAUUGAGGUAGAUUUUCUCUAGUUAGAUGUCUUCUCCCAAACCUCUCUUGUUUCCAAGCAAGGUUUUCUGUGGCCAGGCACAAUUUCCGCAGGAGACUGGAAAUGAAUAACUCCUGUAUGAUAGUGGCACACAUUUACAGCCAUCAUGUAAUGUCAAGACAAAGUCUCCCCCAUCCCCCACAUGUAGUGGGCUUCUUUCAGUUUCCAUCCCCCAAAUUUGCAGAACAAGGUUUUGGUUGGCCUGGAGCCAGGUACUAUAUUGUGGGACUGAACCUGAGACCACAUGCUCCACAGAUACACACCCAUUUCUGUUCCUAGUAGCUGUGCCUGUGGCUAAUAGCCAUGUCUGCACCUUUGUUUUACUUAAUUUCAUUUUAAGGCAAUAAAUACUUUUCUGGUGAAAAUUAGUAUAAAUUUUAACAUUUUGUAUAAACACCAAAGAAAAUGCUAUAAACUAAAUAAUAAUUAUUGUAUGUAGGUUAUAUUUCCUGAUGUUAUCUGUGGUCACAAAAGUAUACUUCCAAAGUUACUUGUCAUAUGAUGGGUAACACUCUCGUUUGUAUAUUUAUCACGUGUAUACAUUUAUACCUCACAUCUGUUAUUAAAUCUUCCUAAACACCCACAUAGAAAACUGGUACUUACCGCAAGUAAAUUAUGAUACCUGUGCAUACUUUGCACAUAAAACUCAAUGAAAAUUGCUGCAAUUAGGAUGAGAUCAAUAAAAAAAGUGUGGAAAAAUAACUUAUGGGAUGGUGACAACAAAAAGAACAAUGAGCCACAAAGCAUGCUACAUAAACAGGAAACUCCCACCCUCAGCUGUCAUAUAAUAUACUUGUGUGUGUGCUUACAUUUUUAGCUUAUCUCUGAUUGUAAUUAAUUAUGUUUUUUUUCUCAUGCGGUAUAUUUUCUUCUUUACUCCAAAGGUUGGACUGCUGCGUUGAGUCGUAUUAAAACUCCCGAGAACCUUGUUGAGAAAACCCCACUCAAUGCCCUUCGAGGUCAGAUUCAGCACAUGCUACAGCGCAGUCCCCAAACUAGCAACGUAGAUAUGUCACCAGGUUCUCAUUCCGACAUGAGUUCACACAGUUGGCCAGACAUGGCAAAGAACGGCACACCGCCACCACGACCUGCAAGUUCUGAUUGGUCCAAAGCCGAUCGACGGAAGUUAAAAAAAUACAGUGAGGAUAUACCUUCAUGGUUGUCGACAGAUUUCAAGAGUAACUUUCGGAUGUCGUCUGUGACGUUUUGGAAAGUGUUCAGCUACCUGCGUACGUGUCCUGAAGCAAUUGAGAUGGCACGAGGGAGCCAACCAGAGACCUUGGAAAAAAGUUUGUUAUCUGUUCUAUGGUAUAUGGGUUCCCAAGAUACUUUGUCAGAAAUCUGUCAACGUUUUUCAAUCACUGAAGAGUCUUUUCUUAAUCGCCGUAGUAAAAUAAUGAAAGCUCUUCUUUCUAAGUCAAAAGAGAAUCUCAUACGAUGGCCUGAGAAAGACGCUGAUAAGCAGAUUAUAUCACAAGAAUUUGAGACUCUGAGUAAUUUAAAGAAUGUCAUUGGUGUUUUGGACACCACACACAUUCAGGUGAAAGCUUUAGACAAUGAUAGGGAGAAGUUUUACAAUAAAAACGGGUACUACUCGGUGAAGUUAAUUGCUGCCUGCCAGCGGGAUAUGAGGUUUAUAUUCUGUUCAACUGGACACGCUGGUCGUCUCCAUGACUUUCAAACUCUCAUUGAUAGCCACCUUCUGGAGCGUGGUGCACACUUGUGCAACUCGCACCAUUUGGUUGGUGAUGCUGCCUUCCCUCUGUUCGAUUGGUUGAUCACACCUUACACCUCCGAGUCAAAGACAGACGCUCAACAGUAUUACAACAGUUGCCUGAUGACUGUCCAGAAAGUCAUUACGCGCGCCUUCGGCUUGCUCCAUGGACGGUUCCGCAGACUGAAGGUCAUUGAGUCCACGAAUCUCAGCACCAUUGUGGAUAUAAUUCACUUAGCGUGUGUUCUACAUAACUUCUGUAUUGGCUGUGAUGACAUUGGUGAAGAGUACAUGGUAUAUGAAGUCGAAGACGAAGGGGAUGAUUCCCUACCGGUGACCAACUUGCCCCCACUCCCCGACAGCGUCAAGAUUAAGAGAGACAUUAUUUGCCGGAAUCUUUCUAUAGGAAGACACCGUUAAUUAUUUGGUGUUGGGCUAUGGCAGCAUUUUAAAGACAUUUGCAUAUGUGUAUGUGUGUGCGUAUGUCUGGGUGUGGGUAUAAUAUAUAUAUAUGUGUAUAUAGAUGUGUAUGUUUAAGUGAUUUUUCUGUGUGUAUGUUUAUUAUCUAUGUCUAUAUAUUUUAGUUGACUUUUACAGGAGCUGCUUUAGCUAGGAAUAAUUUCAGACACAUCAAAUUAGCGGAACAGGUCAAAAUGAAGAGUUAUAGCUCAAUUAAGAACGGAAUUAGAUUAGACGAGCUCCAGUUUGGUUUUGUGCCAGGGAGAGGUACCACUGAUGCCAUCUUUCUAGUAAGACAAUUACAAGUGAAUUAUUUAGCUAAAAGUAAGCCACUAUAUUUGGCAUUCAUCCACCUGGAGGAGCCUUUGACAGAACCCUUUGUUCUGUGAUCUGGUGCUCUCUGAGGAAGCUAGCUUGUGAAAGCCAUACAUGCCAUGUACUGGCAUGUAUAUAUUGGGGUACUGUUAGUAAGGUGAGAUUUAGCAUUGGGUACAGUGAUGAUAUUCAAUGAAUCUGUAGUAGAAAUAGAAAAGGAAUUCUAGGUGUAGAAGCAAAAUCUGGAAUCAAAGGGCCUUAAGAUUAACUAGCAAAAACCAAAGUUCUAGUUGCUAGGAAGAUAGACAGGACCCUAUUCCCUCUCUUGGUAACAAAAGGUCUCUUUCAGAGUCAAAGGAAGAUUGUAUGAUGCUUGUGUGCAGCAGUGGUUGCUCCAUGAUAGUGAGAUGCGGGCCCUGAAUGCAGAAGGUAUGUGAAGUCCAGAGAGGAAUGAAGCUAAUAUACUCUGUUGGAUGUGUAAUAAUAUCAGUGUGCAUGUAUGACAAAGUGCAAAUGUGUUGAGGGGGCAAAAAAAAAAAGGCAUUAAAGGAGUUAGGUGUAACAUGCAAGAGAGAAAACUGCACUGGGUUGGCUGUGUGAUGUGAAUGGAUGAGGACAGCUAUGUAAAGAAGUGCUGAUCAGUACUUAAGGGAUCAGCACUUAAAAUGGAUGUAACUUAUGGAAGAGGGAGACCCUAAAAGACAUUAAGCUAAAUAGUGAAGGUUUAGCUCAGGAUGUUGAGCUUCAUGGAGGAAAUGACAAAAGGAUGAAGAUGAUUGGCGAUUCUCUGUGCUUGGGAAGACCCUUUCGUCACGUUGAAAGUCAGGUCAUAAAAGCAUUAUGUUAAUACCUAUACAUGCUGGGUCCUGCCCCUACUUGCAAUCUUCCUCCAUCAAGCAUUCUUCACAUCUCUUAUUCCUUUGGUACUCAGCAGCUGUAACCAUUUGAGGGCCACCAUUUGCCUCCUUUGCAUCUGGAACCACUUGGCUAUUAGUAUCUGUUCCUUAUUCUCAUUAACAUCCUUCCCCCAUGCUAUUUUCCACCUUUCCACUGUUCAUCCCCUUUCUGUGCCUUUUGUUAACUUUCCCUUUUUCUCUGAGCUACAUCUUGGGCCUGCCAUACCUCAUCUUUAGCACUUUUCGUUUCUUCUAUCUUUCUCAUGCACCCUCUUGUUACCUGUCACCAAUGCCCCUUCCCCACUGUCACCCAGUUCACUGCAGCUACUCUCAUGUACAUCUGAUCACUAUCUCUGUCACUGUACGCCUCCCUCUAAACACUCUGUACAUCAUACCACUACUUUCUGAGGCUAUGACAAGUCACCUCCUUCUUGAGCCACUUUUAUAUCUCUCACCCUAUCUCUGUAUCAUCAAUCUUAUUCACCCUCAUUCAUUACUCACUACAUUCACCCUUACCUCUGUCUCUAUCAUCUGUUACUUUUCUCUCACACUCAUAUGAAAUCGCCCACUCUUUCCUUCACCCCUAAUCUGUCUGUACUCUUCUUUAUAUUCAUCUUGUACUUUGAAAGUAUAUUCUGACACCCUGUCAUCACCAUCUUUAUCUUCUUUCCAGUUACUUCCACCCACCUUCAUAUCAUGCAGGGUAGCCAUGUGUCUCAUCUGUAGCAAGACUUCUGCUUGUCCCUCUAUCAUACUUUAGUCUUUCAACAGCUGGCAUAAAACCACUUCCUUUCUCUCAAAUAGACUCCUACUCUGUAGAGUGUGGGUGGGGGCUCUUCUAUUCUAGUAAGUUACUUGGUAAUUUCCCCAGUGCUGGUGUUGUUGGAAAAAGCACCGAGUACACCCUGUAAAGUGGUUGGCUCUAGAAAGGGCAUCUGUCUGUAGGAACCAUGCUAAAGCUGAUAUUGGAGCUCAAUGCAGUCUUGAAGCUCGUUAGAUUCUGUCAAACUGUCCAACCCAUGCUAGCAUGGAAAAGGGACGUUAAAAUGGUGAUGGUGAUAUAAAUAUAUAAACAUAAAUAUGCACACACACACAUACACACCAUACAUGCAAAUAUACAUAUAUAUUUAUGUAUAUAGAUAUAUAGGGUAUCUAGUGUAUAUAUGUAUGUGUAUGUAUAAAAUUUGAAUACAUGACGGUAAACUAAUCUGUACAAUAUUAGUAUACUAAAAAUAAAGAAAAAAAAUAAAUGAAUAAAA
Molecule: messenger RNA, 5164 nt
Organism: Octopus bimaculoides (California two-spot octopus)
Lineage: Eukaryota; Metazoa; Mollusca; Cephalopoda; Octopoda; Octopodidae
Cellular component (GO): chromatin
Molecular function (GO): ubiquitin protein ligase activity; protein binding; zinc ion binding
Source: RefSeq, a predicted model, not a curated record